AUGGAUAUUUGGGUCCAGCAGUUAGCAGUGGCAGCACUGCUUAUUAUGGUUGAUGCUCAGCUGUCAAAGCCGGCACGCGCACCUCUGGCUCUGCACAAGCCUUUCAUGGUUGUUUGGAACGCACCGACCGAGCAGUGCAGGCUACGGUACAAGGUGGACCUGGAUCUCAGUGUUUUUGACAUUGUAUCCAACACCAAUGAGACUCUGAGUGGGUCCAAUGUGACCAUCUUCUAUCACACUCAUUUGGGAUACUAUCCCUACUACUCAGAUAACGGAGAUCCUGUCAAUGGAGGGGUGCCCCAGAACGAAAGUCUUCUCAAACACCUCCAUAAAGCAAAGUCUGACAUUGAUUAUUGCAUACCCAUGAAGAAAUUUCAGGGACUUGCAGUCAUAGACUGGGAAAACUGGAGACCCCAGUGGGAUAGGAACUGGGGCAAUAAAAGCAUUUAUAGAAAUAAAUCUCUUGAGAUAGUUAGGAGACGGCAUCCUCAGUGGUCAGAGGACAAAAUCAGGAAAGUGGCUAAAGAGGAAUUUGAAAAUGCUGGCAAGAGUUUUAUGAACAACACUAUCCUUCUGGCUGAGCACAUGAGACCAAAUGGAUUGUGGGGUUACUAUCUUUACCCAGACUGCUACAAUUAUGAUUACAAAGAACAGCCUCAGACGUACACGGGGAAAUGUCCAGCCAUUGAGUCUUCCCGCAAUGACCUCCUGCUUUGGCUGUGGAAGGAAAGCACUGCUCUCUAUCCUUCUAUAUACCUGGAUUAUAUACUGAAGUCAAGUCCAAAUGCAUUAAAGUUUGUUCACUUUCGGGUUAAGGAAGCAAUUCGUGUUGCCUCAAUUGCUAGAAAAGACUAUGUUUUGCCUGUUUUUGUUUACUCCAGACCAUUUUAUGCCUAUACUUUUAAUGUUUUAACAGAGAUGGAUCUGGUCAAUACCAUUGGUGAAAGUGCAGCCUUGGGAGCAGCUGGAGUUGUUCUCUGGGGCAGUAUGCAAUACGCCAGCUCAAAGGAGAGCUGUUCAACGGUGAAACGGUACAUUGAUGGACCCUUAGGACAUUAUGUCAUUAAUGUGACCUCAGCAGCCAAACUCUGUAGCAAAGUCCUGUGCAAGAAGAAUGGAAGAUGUAUCCGCAAAAACAGUGACUCUUCUGCUUAUCUCCAUUUGUCACCCACUGAUUUUAAGAUCCGAGUCCGUCACUCAGAGAGGGGUCCUCAGUUCCAGGUGACUGGUGAACCCAGCCUGGAGAGUAUUGAAGCCAUGAGGCAGAGAUUCAUGUGUCAGUGUUACCAGGGAUGGACAGGAAUAUUUUGUGAAUUGCCUGACCAAAGGCUAAUGGAGCGCUGGGCUCGUGUUGUGUUCAGUAGAUCAAGAAAACAAAAACUUUAUGUCUUCCUUUUAGGAGCCAUGCAGCUGCUUCUGCUUCAUACUGCUCACUAG
Molecule: messenger RNA, 1437 nt
Organism: Eurypyga helias (sunbittern)
Lineage: Eukaryota; Metazoa; Chordata; Aves; Eurypygiformes; Eurypygidae
Product: hyaluronidase-1-like
Exons: 3
Coding region: 1-1437 (478 amino acids)
Biological process (GO): hyaluronan catabolic process; carbohydrate metabolic process
Molecular function (GO): hyalurononglucosaminidase activity
Source: RefSeq, a predicted model, not a curated record